This is a messenger RNA of Cladophialophora immunda, 1860 nucleotides long. RefSeq lists its product as uncharacterized. Bases 398 to 1549 code for a protein of 383 amino acids. Lineage: Eukaryota; Fungi; Ascomycota; Eurotiomycetes; Chaetothyriales; Herpotrichiellaceae. The record is from RefSeq and is a predicted model, not a curated record. The transcript has 2 exons. Gene Ontology annotation, molecular function: flavin adenine dinucleotide binding; electron-transferring-flavoprotein dehydrogenase activity. Gene Ontology annotation, cellular component: cytoplasm.
AUCGAACUCAAGGCCAGACAUUUUGUCAGCCGGUGAUGGUGGAAAGGCGCCGGACGUCGACCUGGUAGAGGCUGACGAUGCAUACGAGUCCUCCAGCCUGCCGGGCUCGACUACAUAUACUCCGUCCAAGACCACGGCGUCAUCCUGGUGGCCCUCACUCACCGGCAAACUAUUGUCUUACAUCUCAUCUCGCACCCAGCCCGGGGCCCAAUUGCACCAUUCAGCCUCCAACAAACCCCUGACUCCACCACCAUCUCAUAGUCCGACUGCGCUUCUCCGGGCGGGCGACUGACUUUUUUUUAUAUUUAUCAACCAUCCCUCCAGCCUGUCCUCACCGUCGGCACCACCUCGUCUUAUCGUCCUCCCUCGACUCCCUUGACAGGUCUCAACCGACACCAUGUCCACUCACACCAUCGUCAUUAUCGGCGCGUCCUUCGCGGGGCUCAACGUUGCCCAUAGCCUGCUGAAGACUGUCCUUCCUCAACUGGCUACCAGUGAGAAAAAGGCCUACAAGGUCGUCCAGAUCGCCCCAAACGACGAGUUCUACUGGAAGAUCGGUGCCCCUCGAGUCAUCGGAAACCCACAGUCGCUGCCGCUUGAGAAGGCCCUCAUCCCCAUUGCCCCCGGCUUCAAGGCCUACUCGAAAGAGCAAUACGAAUUCAUCCAAGCCCAUGCCACCUCGAUCGACCCUUCGAGCCAAACUGUUCACACAAGUACUUCGAAUGCUGUUCACUACGACUCCCUCGUCAUUGCUUCCGGCACCAGCUUUGCCACCAGCCUGUGGUCUGUUUCGGACGGUUCUGAGCCUCUGAAGGCCGCAAUCGCCGAGAUUCACAAAAAGCUCCCAGAUGCACAAUCCAUCCUGAUUGCCGGCGGAGGCGCUGCAGGUGUGGAGACUGCAGGCGAGUUGGGAGAGGUGUACGGAAAGAAGAAGGAAAUCACACUUUUGUCUGGAAGCACCUCCCUGCUUCCCAGACUUCACAACAAGAAAAUGGGUCAGGAUGCCCAGUCCCGGCUCGAGAAGAUGGGAGUCAAGGUUGUCAACGACAGCGUCCGAGUUGUGGAGCACACCACACAAGAUGGAAAGGAAGUCUUGAAGUUGAGCAAUGGAGAAACCAAGACGGUCGACAUCUAUAUCGAGGCUACUGGCGACAAGCCAAACAGCAAAUUUGUCCCCCAGGAGUGGUUGGACGAUGCGCAAAGGGUCAAGACGGACCCUCAUACUCUCCGUUUGGAUGUUCCCGGUGUCACAGGCGUUUACUGUAUUGGAAGCGUCGCCAGCUAUGCGGAUGGCUCUAUCCUCGACAUCAAGUUCGCAGCACCGGCCGUCUUGGAAAGCAUCAAGUUGGAUCUUCAAGGCAAAGGUGGCCCUCGUACCAACAAAAUCUACAAGAAAAUCACCAGCGACAUGCAAUUCGUCCCCAUUGGUUCUCAAGGAGGCGUUGGCGUCGUCUUCGGCUUCAAGCUUCCCAGCUUCCUGGUCAAGAUGGCCAAAGCCAAGGACUUCAUGAUCGGCCAAGCUCUCAAGACCGUCGAAGGCACUGCUUGAUUGCUGAGAGGCAUCGGUAGACCCUUGCGGCAUCGUGUUUUUGUGUUGUUUGAGUUUCAAUAGAGAUACCCGGUCUUACUGUCAAGCGGCUGCGCAACAGGGCGUCUGCUUGAGUUAGGAUGAAUUUGCAUAGAAGACAGCGAGACUACAUAGUAAUUAUUGCAUCAACCAGCAAUUGGACAAACCGAGUAUCAGCAAUCUCGAUCGUAGUCUAUGGAGCCAAAGCGCAAUGGAUCGGAAAGAUUAGGAUGUGGAAAUUCCCCAGCGCUGGCUCGAUGGCGAGAUUUCCCGGUGCUCUACUUUGAGAACAC